GUCAUAAAAUGUAUAUAACAAAGGAAUUUACUUACCUGUAUUAUGGAUAGUGCACUUAACUUAAUCCUUCUGAUAGAGGUGCUAUUUGUACUAAAUCUAGGAUUAUCAACUAACCAAAAAGGAAUCUGUUCGAAGACUGUUCUUGGGGAACCAAAAUGCUGUGCAAAUUAUCGAAAGGUUGGAAUGAAAUGUGAAGAAUGUUGGCCUGGGACAUACGGUGAAAAUUGCCAACAAGACUGUCCUUAUGGUCGCUAUGGAAGGUUUUGCAUUAUGAUUUGUCAGUGUGAAGCAUGCAACAAAGUAACAGGAUGCGCCAAAAAUACAUCCAGUGAUAUUGAGGGCUUCCAAGUCUUCUCUACAAGAGAUUUUAAAGAUAAUAUGGGAUCAGUGUCCGACCCUAGCUCGAAAAUGAGUUCAUUUCGGCUUACUGGUGUAAAAAAGUUGGAAAGUAAUGAAGGCAUAUCUUCUACAUAUGUUCAUAAGAAAAAUAUAUCAGACGAACCUUUUUGGACAGUCACACGUAGAGGAAGUAUAAAAGAUCACAGUUAUGAUAUAACUACACGUACUGUGUCAAAUAUAAAAGAAGAUAAUAUCUCGGUCACAAAUGCAAAUCCGAAAACAGUAAAAGGAAAUGGUUUAGAAUGGUGGAUAAUUUUCGUAGCUUUUGGAUUCAUUUUGCUUGGAAUAGCAUUUGGAUACAUCUGCUCGAAGAAAUGUACUAAAGUACACCAGCCAGCUGUAUACUUUCAUUCUGAGAUCUCUAAUGACAGAAAUAAUUUGGAACAAGAGGCGUAUAGUGUUUUGAGGAAAGAUAGAAAGAGAGAGCAGUCUAUUAACGAACAAAAAUCUAGUACCAGUAGCACACUACAAGAUUACUUUGAAAUUGAUGAUUUCAUAGAAGAAUUUUCGCCCUCCAUCGACAGUCACUGAGGAUUCCAUUUUUCCUUUUCUCUGCAGCUAUUUCAGAAGUCAACUUACCGAUUUACAAUUAUAGACCUUCUCUAAAGUACUUUUUAUUGUACGAGGGUGAUCAAAAAUUUCGCGAACUAUCUCUA
Saccostrea cuccullata (small rock oyster) is the source of this 1055-nucleotide messenger RNA. RefSeq lists its product as uncharacterized. The transcript is spliced from 6 exons. The record is from RefSeq and is a predicted model, not a curated record. Bases 43 to 930 code for a protein of 295 amino acids. NCBI's taxonomy places the organism in Eukaryota, Metazoa, Mollusca, Bivalvia, Ostreida, Ostreidae.